AUGGCCCGCCUGCAAUCGAAGGUAGCAAUCGUAACUGGUUCGUCCAGCGGCAUCGGCCGCGCUAUUGCGCUACAAUUCCACCGCGAGGGCGCUGUUGUCGUAUGCGCAGACCUGCGGGAACGAUCAGUCGAUGAAGUGUCUGGGGAGGCGGAGGUAACGACAGCCGAUCUGAUCACAAAGGAAGGGGGCACAGCCGAGUUUGUCAAGGUCGACGUCACCAAAGCAGAAGAUGUAGAGAGUCUAAUAAUUGUAUUAACAAUUUUGGGAUGUAGUAUGGUGAAUAACGCGGGGGUGGCGCUGGAAUCAAGCAAUCCUCAGAAUAUCUGGAAUUUUUCUCAAGAUAUUUGGGAAAAAGAUUUCGCCAUCAACUCAACCGGUGUCUUUCUUGGAUGUAAAUACGCAUCUGCACAAAUGAUCAAGCAGGAGCCGCUGCCCUGUGGCGAUCGUGGUUGGAUUCUCAAUACGGCGAGUGUAUUUGGUUUAGUGGGAUCGGGUAUGAUUGUGGGUUAUGUUGCAUCAAAACAUGCAGUCAUGGGCAUUACAAGGGCUGCAGCAGUGGAUUGUGCACCUCAUCGGAUACAUGUGAAUGCCAUUUGUCCGGGUUGUAAGCUGCUUAUCUCUUUUGCCACAUUAUUGACACUUCCAACAGAUACAGAGACCACGUUCAUCUCAUCAAUUCAAGGUCGAGCCCAGGCCGAGGUUAAAGCUAGCAUUGAAAAGCAGCAUCCAUUUAGGGGCUUGGGAAAGCCUGAGGAUAUUGCCAAAGCGGCUGUGUUUCUAACCUCGGAAGAGAAUAGUUGGAUUACAGGUAUUGGGCUGCCGGUAGACGGGGGUUUCACUUCCAUGUGA
This is a messenger RNA of Ilyonectria robusta, 849 nucleotides long. RefSeq lists its product as uncharacterized. The coding region runs from base 1 to 849 and encodes 282 amino acids. Gene Ontology annotation, molecular function: oxidoreductase activity, acting on the CH-OH group of donors, NAD or NADP as acceptor. The transcript is spliced from 4 exons. NCBI's taxonomy places the organism in Eukaryota, Fungi, Ascomycota, Sordariomycetes, Hypocreales, Nectriaceae. The record is from RefSeq and is a predicted model, not a curated record.